This is a messenger RNA of Scomber scombrus (Atlantic mackerel), 2326 nucleotides long. It is a transcript of the gene fam53b, whose product is annotated as family with sequence similarity 53 member B. Gene Ontology annotation, cellular component: nucleus. Gene Ontology annotation, biological process: positive regulation of canonical Wnt signaling pathway; protein import into nucleus. Bases 319 to 1590 code for a protein of 423 amino acids. Lineage: Eukaryota; Metazoa; Chordata; Actinopteri; Scombriformes; Scombridae. The record is from RefSeq and is a predicted model, not a curated record. The transcript is spliced from 5 exons.
UGUUGUAGUUUGUAGGAGCAGUCUGGAGCAGGACGUGAAGUUUACUGAUCGCCUUGUUUCCUGCCUUAAACUGCCUUCUUGCAAAACAGAAAAACAAAACAAAACAUGGUCAAGCGAAACUAACCAGCUGCCCAGUAUUUUAUGGAGAAACCGAGGCUCUGACCGUGAUGCUUGAUUGGGCCGAGGAGUGAAGCAAAUUCCUGGAGGAGUUGAGGGCUGCUGUCUUUUUAAGCUUACGAGAAACCAGCCUGCUCACACCAUGCCCGUCAAGAUGGCCUCCAGCUUUACUUGCCCUCACUGGAAUGACUUGGGACAAGGAUGUGUGUUGCCAUGGUGAUCAUCUACAAGAAAACACUGGAAAAAAAAGGUGCUGAUGAUGUAACAUCCAAAAGUACAGAUUUGGGCUCGUUCCAGGCGCAGACCAUGAGCCAGGGGACUGCCCUUUUCUCCUGUGGACUCAUGGAGACAAGCCGGUGGGGUGAGGUGGGUCACAGCUGUGCCAUACAGCAGAGGCCAGUUGGGACCAGCCUGGAGAGCCUGUGGGACGUCCUGCCUGAGGUGCACAAGAGUUCUGCUCACUGGGGUUGGGAUGUUGGCUCCACUUCUAGCACAAUCACCAGCUUGUUGCAGGACCUCAGCCUGACUGAGGCCGCUUCUUCGCACACCACAGCACCUCCCAGCAAGCGCCAGUGCCGGUCCCUUUCUUGCUCAGACGAGCUCGGGGGCUGCCGCUCUACCUGGCGUCCUCAGGGCUCCCGUGUGUGGACAACAGUGGAGAAGAGGAGGUGCCACAGUGGAGGUAGCGUCCAGCGCGGCGGUGCCGGGGGUGCUCAGCUCUGCUUCCCAGCCAUGCAGCGCAGCUCCAGCUUCAGCCUGCCCGCUCGCUGCAACACCCUGGAGCUGCCCUGCUUCGCCCAGCGUCUCCCUUACCCCUCCACCUUCAGCUGUCUGACACCCUCCUCCUCCAUGCCCCUAUCCUCAGAGCCCUCAGUGCAGCCCCUCUACCUCUCUCAUGAACAAAUCUGCGUCCCUGAGCCUCAUGGACCCUCUCCACCCAGCUCCCCCGAAUCCACUCCAGAGCUUAAUCGCCGCGGUGGACAGGGAGGUCUCGCCCGUAGCCGCUCACAGCCGUGCGUCCUCAAUGAUAAGAAGAUUGGCGUGAAGCGCAGGAGACCAGCUGACACACACAAACAGAGGCCUUCUUUGGAUCUGGCCAAGAUGACCCAGAAUCUUCGGAAUUUCCACAGCCUUAGCUGCCCUGGAAUCACAGGUGAAGAUAACUGCGAGUCAAGCCAGGCCCUCCCCACUCUCAGGAGCACCUCUCAGUGCGACACUGACGACUCGUCUAUGAAUGAACGCAGCUUGGAGGACGUUCAGCCUUUGACCAAAGAGGGUGAAAUCACCGGGAACGUGCCAUCGGAUUCCACCAUUGAGGAGGCGGACUGGAACUCCACAGAUGGCGGCGAGGUGACGCCAGAGACAACCAACGGGAAGGACAACGCACCUCUGUGGGCAGGACUCUGUAGCAUGAAGAAGGAUGUGUAUCAGCUCGGAGGCGAACUUGACAUUGAGCAAAUUGAGAGGAACUGAGCUGGACUGCCUUCCUCUGGGGGGAAGCUAAUUUAGGGGGCUGAAUGUUUAUCACCAGGUGGUGCAGUAAACAGUACCAAUAGUCUUAAGGACAAAGCAAGUGGAAAGCUAAUGCAGGGAAGCGAUCCAGUUGCCUUUUUUUUUUUCAAGGAGAGAUUGAGCAGGAGCUUAUGGGCCCAUGUUUGGGGACUUUGUGUAGUCAGAAGCUAUUCCCCAAUAUGUGGUAUCUUAACUGUGUCUCAGGAGAACAAGGAAGUCAGGAGGACUGAUUCAGGUGGGGAUAACUGAUAAAUAUAAAAGUGAUAUAUUAAUGUUGGCUCAGAGACCGGGGGUCUUUAACAUUUCUUUGUAACCCUGAUUACCUUCAUUGUACUACAUUUGGAGAGAAUUCACAGCAGGUUUGUAUAAAUUCUCUGCACUAGAAAGUGUCCGUUCCUCUGACAUUCUUCAGUAGUACAUGGGUACAUGAUGGACAGAAAUGGAGACUACUUCGAGGUAGCAAAGGCCCUUUCACUCUUAACUGAGCAACGAGCCGCACGCGCACACACAACCCGUAAUGUAUAUUGAAGAGCUUAACAUUUCACACAGUAACAUCGGGCCUCUCUCUGAGAUCUAUGCUCCCGUUUGUUUGAGCGAAACUUUGUGAUGCUAAUAGCAUUAAUAUUUUACGAUUUGUAACUACAAAGUUAUGUAAAACAUGAGCAUAUUUCUAUACAAAUAAACACAGUUUUAAAUG